AUGCGUUGCACUCUCAUUCACAGGGCGCCCCCCACAAGUAUGCCCAACUGGCGGACGGUCACAGCAGAGGCAGCGUUGACAGAUGCGAUGAGCUAUCAAGAGAAUGCAGUUCAGUUCAUGAGGAAGGGACGUUAUGCAGAGGCUCUGCAGAUACAACUGAAAGCUCUUGGCGAUCUUCACCCAUUGGUUGCACAGGCUCUGGAGACUUUUGAGAAAUCACUCGCCAUCUAUCAGCACCUAGGGGGGGCUGGGAAACGAGUAGACUGGGCCUUGACCGUAAUGCACGUUGGCCAGGCCCUUGAGCUACAAGCUGAAAACAUUCCGAAGAAAGUAUCUCAGCUCCAAGACAACCAGAUAGACAAACUCACGAAGGAGGCCCUGGCGAAAUACAACAUGGCGCUUGAGGUUUUCAAAGUGCUGGAACGGGAGGAUCCAGACAUCGAUAUUGCAAACAUCAUGCACUGCAAGGGAAAUGUGUACAACAUUCGCGGACAGUACAAGGAGGCUCUGAGGCACUUCAAGUACGCGUUAGGAGACAAGCUUCAAAUCCUUGGCGAGAACGAUCCGAGCGUCGCAUGGACGAAGAACAACAUCGCCAACAGCCUGAAGGGCCUGGGACAGAUCGACGAAGCCAUCAAGUGGUACAAGGAAGCUCUCGACAUGGUGGCUCAUGUCCAUUGGAACCUUGCCCUGGCCUACCAGACCAAAGGAGAGAUGGAGGCGGAACGACGAGCAGCGAAAGGGAGGAGAAGCUUUUGGUUCAGGUUGUUCUUCGGGAAGGGCAGGAGGCGAGCGCAUGAAGGAAGCGACUUCUUGAAGAUGGAGAAGCAUCUGGUGCAUGCCUUCGACGUGUUUCAGAGUCGCCUCGGACAAGACCACACGUUCGUCUCCUCAGUCCUCCUCUGCUCAGUGUGCUCACUCAGCAGCUCCUUCAAGACGCGCGUCUGUGCGCAUGUGAGGAAGGAGGCGAAACAGAACUUCAAACGCUCACCAGCAGUCGAGGAUGGCUGGCAAACCUUGAAAGCUUUCGGAAUCCGCGAGCCAGCCGCUCGCUUGCAACGAGCGCGUCCUCCCCAUCCUCUCACGCAGUUGGAGGAGGUCGAGGCUACGGACGAACUCCACCUCGUCAUCCUCAACAUCAACGUUUCCUUCGACCUGCUGAAGGACUGCGCCUGA
Guillardia theta CCMP2712 is the source of this 1176-nucleotide messenger RNA. RefSeq lists its product as hypothetical. The record is from RefSeq and is a predicted model, not a curated record. NCBI's taxonomy places the organism in Eukaryota, Cryptophyceae, Pyrenomonadales, Geminigeraceae. Gene Ontology annotation, molecular function: protein binding. The coding region runs from base 1 to 1176 and encodes 391 amino acids. The transcript has 20 exons.